This is a messenger RNA of Boleophthalmus pectinirostris (great blue-spotted mudskipper), 2877 nucleotides long. RefSeq names its product stromelysin-3-like. Gene Ontology annotation, molecular function: zinc ion binding; metalloendopeptidase activity. Gene Ontology annotation, cellular component: extracellular matrix. Gene Ontology annotation, biological process: proteolysis; extracellular matrix organization; collagen catabolic process. The record is from RefSeq and is a predicted model, not a curated record. NCBI's taxonomy places the organism in Eukaryota, Metazoa, Chordata, Actinopteri, Gobiiformes, Gobiidae.
AUGCGGCUCCUCGCGCUCCUCGUCCUCCGCGUCCUCGCGCUGCACGGACACCCCACGAGCCCGCGCGCGCUCACGGAGAAGUUCUCGGUCCUGAAGAAGUGGACCAGGCCGCUCCAGUCCCCGGUUCAGGACUCGGGUCGGCCCCUGAACCUGACGAGGCCCUGGUCCUGGUCCCGGUCGGGUCUGGGGUCGGGUCUCGGGUCCAGACCUCGGUGCGGGGUUCCGGACUUUCCGUCUCUGCGGGACGAGUCUGAGAGGACGAGACGACAGAGACAGAGACACCGACGCUUCGUCCUGCACGGAGGACGACUGGACAAGACCCAGCUCACGUACAGAAUCGUGCGGUUUCCGUGGCAACUGCGCGAGGAGAAAGUGCGUCGCGUUUUUAAAGAAGCUCUGAAAAUCUGGAGCGACGUGACUCCGCUGAGCUUCACCGAGAUCCACCACGGGAAAGCCGACAUCCGGAUCGACUUCACCCGGUACUGGCACGGGGAUAACCUCCCGUUCGAUGGUCCUGGGGGGAUUCUGGCUCACGCCUUCUUCCCCAGAACCCACCGCCAAGGAGACGUGCACUUCGACUACGACGAGGCCUGGACCCUCGGGAACCACAUGGGCACGGACCUUCUCCAGGUGGCCGCUCACGAGUUUGGUCACGUUCUGGGGCUGCAGCAUUCUCCGGAGCCGGGGGCCAUCAUGUCGGCGUAUUACUCCUUCUCUUCUCCGCCGAGACUCAGCGAGGACGACCGCCGAGGGAUCCAGUACCUGUACGGCGCCAAACCCCGGCCCCAGCCGCACCUGACGCCCGCCCCCGCCGCUCACGCCGCCCCCGCCACGCCUCCGGAGACCAACGAGAUCCUGACGCCGCCCGACGUGUGCGAGACGGACUUCGACGCCGUGGCUCUGAUCCGGGGGGAGCUCUUCUUCUUCCGCUCGGGGUUCGUGUGGCGGAUCCGUGACGGGCGUCUGGAGAGCGGGUACCCGGCGCUGGCGUCGCGUCACUGGAGCGGCCUCCCCCAGAACAUCGACGCCGCCUUCGAGGACCGAGCCGGAAACAUCUGGUUCUUCCAAGGUUCGAGGUACUGGGUGUUUGACGCUCAGAUGCAGCAGAGGGGCCCGGAGCCUCUGUCGUCUCUGGGGCUGCAGGUCCCGGGGGUGCAGGCGUCUCUGGGCGGGGGGCCCCGGGGGUCACGGGGGCCGGGGGGCCCCUACGACGUCCUGCUGUUCAGAGGAGACGUGUUCUGGAGGUUCAGUCCCAAAGACGGACGAGUGGAGCCCGGGCCCCCCCGAAGUCUGAGCGCCUGGAGAGGGGCCCCCCCGGCCCCACACGCCGCCUUCAGGGACAUCUACGGUUACGCUCACUUCGUUCGGGGGAGGCAGUACUGGAAGUUUGACCCUGUGGGGCUGAACUCUGUGGACGGGGCCCCGGAGGGCGGGGCCUCUCUGGAGGGGUACCCGCGCCUCAUCGGGGUCGAUUUCUUCGGCUGCAGGACCUGAGCCUGAGGAGCAGUACGAGUCUGUACGAGGCUCCGCCCACAAGCCCGCGUCCCCCAGACUCCCACACGACAAAUCUCCAUAAACCCUGAUACUGACGUUUGUACAGGAGUUUCAUUAGUGCGACGCUCUGAAGGGGGAGGGACUCAGCACAGGGAGCAGAGGGAGGGCAGACUCAGAGUGUAAAAUGUUGUUUUGGGGGAACAGAAUAUUUUUCAAACCAUAAAAGAAACACGGUGAUUUCCAAAUGUUGUAGCAGUCACAAUCCCUCGUCACGUUUCACUUUUUAUUUUAUUUUUAGUCGAGUUUUUUUGGCUCAGACUGUGACACUUCUGAACGUGAACAGUAUUUCUCCGCUUCAUUUUAAUUUUUCUGACAAACAUUUGGGAUUUCUGUUUUAAAAAAUAAGAUUCUUUUCAAAGUUUCACAUUUUAAACACGUCCAGAAUCGACCAAAGACUGAAAUCUGAACUCAAACCAGACUCACGUUCAGCAGGUUUGUACAAAUCUGAGCUUCAGGUUUUAUGCAGAAACUUAAGACUUUGUGGUUCGAGUUCUUUCGGAUUGUGACGAGUUUCACGUUUAAAUUUUGUUGAAAACAUUUUCUUAUUUUAUUUUUAUUUUAAUCUCAGGAACGGGCCGCUGCCGUGUUUUUAUUUUGCACAAUAUUUCUGAAUUUUUACAUUUUGCUUUAAGCUCCACAUUCGUACAGGGCAAGACCAGGACUAACCCAGGACUGAACCAGGACUAAACCAGGUCUAAACCAGGACUAAACCAGGUCUAAACCAGGACUAAACCAGGACUGAACCAGGCCUAAACCAGGUCUAAACCAGGACUAAACCAGGUCUAAACCAGGACUAAACCAGGACUGAACCAGGCCUAAACCAGGUCUAAACCAGGACUAAACCAGGACUAAACCAGGACUAAACCAGGACUUAACCAGGACUAAACCAGGACUGGACCAGAACUAAACCAGGACUUAACCAGGACUAAACCAGAACUAAACCAGCUUUAAACUAGGACUAAACCAGAACUAAACCAGGGAAUAAACUAGGACUGAGCCAAGACUAAACCAGGUCUAAACCAGAACUAAACCAGGACUAAACCAGGUCUGAAUCAGGACUGAACCAGGGACUGAGUCAAGACUAAACCAGGUCUAACCCAGGGUCAUGUGUGAUUCCAGUGACAGUGUGCGGGUCCCACAUGAUGACCUCAUCAGGUGGCCGAGCCUGUGAGCGGGUGGUGGUGCGUUCGUGGUCUCUCUCAGUGCAGGACGCUGCAGCUCUCGUGUUUAAAGCCUCUCGGUGUUUUUUGUUGUACAGAUUUUCAUCGUGUUUUCGUUUGUGACUCUGUUUGUUUUAUAUUUGAAUAAAAUCAUAUUCUUGGA